AUGCAGCUGCACCGCCAGAAGAAGCACCACCACCGCCAGGCCUCCAACACGGCGCUCGAGCAGCUCCACGACGCCAUGGGCGAGGGCGACGCUGCGGCUGUCGUUAAUAAGUUGCAGAGCGCCUAUCAAGUUAAUGGACUGAAGGAAGGCGUUAUUUGUGAUGAAAGCUUCUUGAGAUUCAAUGAAAUUGAGAGUGAAAGUUGCUACCAACUAAAUGGAAGUGGAAAAGAGGGAGGAGGUGGUGAGCCACCAAAAGGUUCCCUCAGUUGGGCCAUUGACAAUCAUUUUGGCUCUUUAGAUGCACUUGUGCAGAAAAUCAAUGCAGAAGGUGCUGCUUUACAACAUCAAAACAAAUGCUGCGAGUUGCAAGAAUCUAGUUGA
Syzygium oleosum is the source of this 381-nucleotide messenger RNA. Its product is annotated as superoxide dismutase [Mn], mitochondrial-like. The coding region runs from base 1 to 381 and encodes 126 amino acids. NCBI's taxonomy places the organism in Eukaryota, Viridiplantae, Streptophyta, Magnoliopsida, Myrtales, Myrtaceae. Gene Ontology annotation, cellular component: mitochondrion. The record is from RefSeq and is a predicted model, not a curated record. The transcript has 4 exons.